Molecule: messenger RNA, 1908 nt
Organism: Bactrocera latifrons
Lineage: Eukaryota; Metazoa; Arthropoda; Insecta; Diptera; Tephritidae
Exons: 5
Coding region: 102-1673 (523 amino acids)
Cellular component (GO): endomembrane system
Source: RefSeq, a predicted model, not a curated record
UUGACGUUGUCAUUUCUAUUAUUCUAGUCUGCUGGUCAAAACCUUGUACCAGUUGUGUUAAUAGUUUAAUUUAUUUGGCUUUUUUCCGCUAAAAAUACGGAAUGAAAUUUUACGUAAAUUUACUGCUGCUGUGUAGCUGCUGUUGGGGCGCCUUGGCGUGGGAUUCCGAUGAGUUGGAAAUAUUUGAUUUGGUUGAAGAAAUCAACCAAAAUUUCUACGAAUUUAUGAACAUAUCACAAGAGGCUACAAAUAAUGAGAUUAAACGUGCCUUCCGUUCACUCUCUAUUGUCUUGCAUCCGGACAAAAAUCCAUCCGAAGACGCCAACAUACAAUUUCGUAACUUGGUAUCCAUCUACGAAGUGUUAAAGGAGGCGUCGAAACGCGAGAAGUAUAAUAAAGUUUUGCGUGAGGGCCUGCCAAAUUGGAAGUCGGCUUUAUAUUACUAUCGGCGUAUGCGUAAGAUUGGUCUCUACGAAGGGGCAGCAAUACUUUUCGUCAUUAUUACUAUUGGUCAGUAUUUGUUUGCCUGGGCUGCUUAUCUGGAAAAGAAAUAUACUGCCGAGCAAGUAUUUGGUUCUAAACUGAAAAAGUUACAGAAGAAAAAUAAAAGUAUUGAUAUGGACGUUAUACUAAAAGAAAUUCCUUCACCUUCAGUUUUGAAUACCUUGCCAUUUCAAAUUCCACUUUUUAUUUGGCAUUUGCCAAGCACUAUCAAAGAAGCAUUUAGUCGAGCUAAUGAGCUUAAGGAGAUUGCUUUAGAAAAACGGCGACUUGAACUUGAGGAAGUUAAGCGUCAAGAGGAGCUCGAACGUGAAUUGGAAGAACAGGCACGUUUACGUAAAGAAAAAAAGGAAAAUCUUCGCAAACGACGCCAAAACACCACAGCGCCCGAAAAGACUGACGAGGAAUUGCGUGGCUACUCGCGGAUACAAGCGCGUGAAUUGACCGAAGAUGAUGUCGUCAAGCCUGUACAACAAAAAGCAACACUAAGCGGUGGUUUCUGGACCGAUGAAGAUCUCACCGAAUUGAUACGCUUAGUGAAAAAACAUCCCGGUGGCUCGAGCGCACGUUGGAAUAUCAUUGCCGAAACAAUGAAUCGCUCUGUGCAAGAAGUGACUUUCAUGGCAGCGAAAAUGAAAGAAAACGGCUAUCGUCUUCCUGGACAAAGCUCCGAACAAAGCAGCGAGUUCACAACGCAAGUGCAAGAGGUGGCAAAGAAGGAGAAGGUGAAAAAAACUGCCGCAACUGACAAUCAAAUACUUGUGCCGGAAACAAAUUGGUCACAAGAACAGCAACGUGCUCUGGAAUCAGCAAUUAUUAAGUAUCGCAAAAAUGCAACUGGCGAUCGUUGGCAAAAAAUAGCCAACUGCGUGCCAGAAAAGACAAAGGAGGAGUGUUUAGUGCGCUAUAAAUAUUUGUGCGAAUUGGUAAAAUCACAGAAGAAGAGCGAAGAGGAAGCUGCUACAGCCAAUGACGCGGCGAACAAUGAGAAAGUGGAGACUGUAGUGGAAGAAGUGCCACCACCUGCCAAGAAUGUAGAGAAGAAUGACGCAGAUGACAAAACAACAGAGACGGGCGGUAAAAAGCGCAGUAAACGCGAAGAGCGAAGACGUCGGCGGAACAUGUCGAGCGAUGAGGAUUCAGAUGACGCUUAUCAAUACGAAAUGAAGUAAUGUUUGAGAGUAAAAAGGAAGCACAAUUGGCGUUUAGGCUAAAUAUUUUUAUGCUGAUAUGCUUUUAAGUUUUUUUAAGGUAAAUCUAUAAAAUCGUAGUUACCGUUUUUUUUACGUGUGGCUUGCUGCAUUUUGUUACGAAAAUAUUUUGUGUAUAUUAUUUUGCUAUUUUUUUUUUUUUACGUAAAGAAAAAGACUACUACAAAAUGCCACUCCUAUAUAAACAAAAAGCAGG